Molecule: messenger RNA, 1298 nt
Organism: Diabrotica virgifera virgifera (western corn rootworm)
Lineage: Eukaryota; Metazoa; Arthropoda; Insecta; Coleoptera; Chrysomelidae
Product: alpha-tocopherol transfer protein-like
Exons: 6
Coding region: 55-978 (307 amino acids)
Cellular component (GO): membrane
Molecular function (GO): phosphatidylinositol bisphosphate binding
Source: RefSeq, a predicted model, not a curated record
UAUCAAAAUUUAUAGUUGUUCUGAUACGACAUUAGAAAGUACACACGUAAAAAAAUGAAUUCCUUUCCCUUUGCUGUCGACAAAAAAACGAAAUUGUCGUUGCUAAAAGGGCUCGACAAAAACGAAGAACAUUUAGAAGAAUGUGUAGAGUGCAUAAAAAGUUGGGUUGCGUCACAGCCUCAUUUGCCAGAGGUGCCAAGCGACAAAAUGAUCGAAUUCUUCAUCUUCACCACCAAGUUUGAUAUUGAAGCUGCACAAAAGACGAUAGAUAACUAUUACACUCUUAGAUCAAGUUUAACGAGAGUAUUCCAGUAUGCAAAUCCAUCAUCGCACGCAAUGAAGGCAGCCGUUGAUUGUGCGUACAUAGUGCCUCUACCAAACCUCGUUAACGAUAGAAAUGGAGUCGUGGUUAUAAGAGAACUACCAAAUGUACCAUCUGGUUUCGACGGGCAUUGGUGGUUAGGAGCUGUUAUGAACGUUUACGAAGUUCGAAUGCAAGAAGGGGCGCAUACUACGGGAAAUAUUUUGUUGUACGACCACCAGCAUCUGUCCAUGAAACACGUUUUUCACGUAACGCCGGCAUUCGUUAUGAAUCUCGUUAAACUUGCAGAGCAAAUUUUCGACAGCAAUUUCAUAGAGUGGCAUUUUAUUAAUAGUCCCCCAAUUGUAGAGGUAAUUUUGAAAGUUUUGAAAGCGUUUAUGAAACCAGAACUUUACAAUAGGUUAAGAUACCAUCACACGCUGGACACUUUACCUGAUUAUAUUCCACUCGAGGUCUUACCAAAGGAUUACGGUGGCAAUGAAAGAUCUUUAGAAGAAUUAAGAGAACUAUAUUUAAAAAAACUCGAGGAGCACCAACCAUACUUUGACAGACUGGAGACUUUAAAAGUCGACGAAGCACGUCGUCCUAGGUCAGAAAACGCUCCUACGGGUAUGCAGGCAAUGUUUAACAACAUUAACAGUUUGCUCUUUGGAUAAAUUAGUACUCUAGUUCUAGAUACAUACAUAUCUAUUUUGUAAGCUGCUUCAUAAACAGAUUCAAUUAAUCAAACCCAAGAUUAUUUUUUAUAGUUUUGAUACCUUGCUGGUACUAAUUAAAUAUAAGGUUUUGAUAAUCACUGAACAGGUAUAUUAAAUUUUAAUAGAUAGUGUUGUAUGUAGUUUUCAUUUUGUAAGUAGGUUUGUAUUUUAAUUUUUAUGUACGUUUUUUUAUAAAUAAUGUAGAAAAUAUAUAGUGUCUAGUUCUAAAAAUUACUGUAAAACUAUUAACUGAGCCAAUAAACUUUUAUCAUCUGUAA